Molecule: messenger RNA, 597 nt
Organism: Cryphonectria parasitica EP155
Lineage: Eukaryota; Fungi; Ascomycota; Sordariomycetes; Diaporthales; Cryphonectriaceae
Exons: 2
Biological process (GO): fungal-type cell wall organization
Cellular component (GO): fungal-type cell wall
Molecular function (GO): structural constituent of cell wall
Source: RefSeq, a predicted model, not a curated record
AUCGUUGCCCUCGCCAGCAUGGCUGGUGUUGCCCUUGCCCAGGGCGUCACCUCUGCCAUCGCCCCCUCUGCGACCGCUCCUGCUGGUUGCUCUGCUUCGUACGAUGGAACCUUUGAGAUCACUGUCGCCAAGGUCGAGAAUGCCAAGAAGCGCUCUGAGCCCAUCGCCAAGCGCGCUUCUUGCUCUGACUCGGGUACUCUGGUUGCCAGCCUCUCUGGCGGCAUCCUGACCGACGCCGAGUCGCGCACUGGCUACAUCGCCAGCAACUACCAGUUCCAGUUUGACGACCCUCCCCAGGCCGGUGCCAUCUACACCGCAGGCUUCUCCUCCUGCAGCAACGGUUCCCUGGCCCUGGGCGGAUCCGCCGUCUGGUACGAGUGCGAGUCUGGUGACUUCUACAACCUGUACGACCGCAACUGGGCCGCCCAGUGCUCCCCCGUCGAGAUCAUCAUCAUGCCCUGUGGCGGCACCGCCUCCGAGACUGGCGAUGGCCAGGUUGUCGGAACCCAGGUUGUCACCACUACCAUCGUGAGCGCCAUCUCCGACGGACAGCCCCAGGUCAAGACCACCACCACUGGUGUUCCUCUGUGCCAGGUU